UUGUUUUGCCUUUAACAUUUUUUUCAAUGACCACAGCUCAAAACGUUCAAGAUCUUAUCUACAACUUUUACAAUAAUAUUCCGAAUGUUUUUCACGAAAGCAUUAAAGAACCUCCUAAUAAUUCUCUAAGUGACACUUUGAUUGAAUUCCUUUUAAAAGUAUUAAUAAUUCCUGCUACUAUUCACAAUUUCUUUUGUAAUUUAAUCCGAAAUGUUUUUUUUUCGAUCUUUUUUAUCCCAUAUUAUUUUGCAAAGCCAAUAAUAGGAUUUUUGGUUUUAAUUCAGGUUUUAUUUGGACAAGCUUUCGAAGCCUUGGGAACACUCGUUAUUGACACCGGAACUGGAAUAAGAAACACUGGGCAACAUAUAAGUAAAAUGGAAUAUUGUUUACCUAAAUAAUGAAAAGUCGAUUUUAUCAAUAA
Messenger RNA from Onthophagus taurus, 421 nucleotides. RefSeq lists its product as uncharacterized. NCBI's taxonomy places the organism in Eukaryota, Metazoa, Arthropoda, Insecta, Coleoptera, Scarabaeidae. The record is from RefSeq and is a predicted model, not a curated record.